UGCUCUUAAGCUUUGUUUUGUUUUUCUCCAGAUGAAGUAAUAUAGUACUGAUGCAUUAGAAAUUACAAAAACCAUUAUGAACAAAUGCAAUAAUUAUACACUGCAUUGAUCUAGGUUUGUUAUCUGAGCUAGAAGUGUGAAGAGCCAGUAAUUAUCAUCAAUUGAUGGCUAAUAUGUUUUUCUAUGUUAGCAGAAAGCAAUGACUUUUUUGUAGUAAUGUAAACAUAUUUCUCAUAAUAAAAGUAAAAGAACUUUAAAAAAGCAACAAGUUGUUUACUUUAUUGUGACAUUGUUAAAAAUAACCUUAGGGGAUUAUAAAGACUUAGAGGUUAAAGGUCAGGGACAAUAGAUUCAUAGGGUGUAUAAUUACACUUCAAUAAAAGAUUAUGUAAGAAAAAAUGAAUAUUAAAUGCUGAUUGUCAAAUAGUUGUCUCUAGUAAAAAUCUUACACUUUGAGAUGCCCCCUUUAACUUUGAUCAAUGAAAAUACUAUGAAGACAGUGAGAAAGUGUUGAGAAUGUUGUGACAAAUUUAUUGAUCUGGAAAUGACAUCCCCAGAGUGAUUGGCAGAAUACUAGAUGUACAUUUUAUUGUUAGAUUCACUCUAGUGUAUAGUGUUUAUCAGCUUGGACUAGUCAUUUGUGUUUGUAAAUAAAUUUGGUAGUCUGCAAAAUAAAAAAUGUUGGAUUUAGCUCUUUUUCAAAAGGAGUUGUCUGUCAGUCUGGAGGAUAAAGGAGGGGAAAGUGUGCCUCUGAGGGUGGAGCUACCGCCUCAAAAGAUGGAGUCACACAGCAACAAAUUACUGACAUUGGAUAACAACCUGGAAAAACCCGUUCAGUCAGACGAAAAGGAAAAGACCCCAACAGAAACAACACAGGACAAUCGAUUAAGUAUUGAGGAGUUUGAAUGUGGCGUACAGUUUGAAAGUACAGAGAAGAACAAACAGGAAUGGUCUUUUACUCUGUAUGAUUUCGAUGGGCAGGGCAAAGUAACAAAAGAGGAUUUAUCCAGUUUGCUGAAAGCUUUAUAUGAUGCAGUGGGAUCCUCUAUCAAAAUACCCUCAAAUGGAACAAAAACAUUAAAACUCAGACUGACUGUGGGCCCAGAUGGGUCAUUGUCACCCAGUCACAAAGGGUCACCAAAGUCCAAAGAAAAUAAGGACAAGUGCAAGGACACUCCAAAAGUCAAGGACACUACAAAGUUACAAAAAGUGAACAAUCUUACACAGGCAAAUUUACAAAUGCCCUUGAAACAGUGCAAUAGUGAGAUACAAGGUCAUUGCUAUGGUAACAAUUUAAGUCAAUGUCAGAGUCCAAAGAGAUUACCGUUUACUUCACAAGAACAUCAACAGUUGGCGGAGUUAGUGCAAGAAAAUAUGGAACGCAAUCACAUUAAACAACUGAGACGGCAUCAUUCUGAUUGUAGAGGAAAUACUCAUGAACAUUCUCAUCACAAACGACGUCACCGUGGACACUGUAGUAAAAACAAUGGUGCUACUAACGUUAAUGAACGGGCGAAGGAAUGUCAAGAUCGUAGGAACUAUUACCUGGAUUUGGCUGGAAUCGAGCACACUGCAGUCAAGGGACAAAAUAAUGCAUUGUGUGAAGAUACUCAACAUCAAAGGUCAAGGUCAAAUGACCUUCCCCAUAAAUGUGACAAUGUGAAAAAAGAGGUGGAAUUUUUACACAAACAUUCAGACAUGACAUCUAGGGUUGAUCACAUUAGAUCAAAGUCGUUUGAUCCACAAGAAAUUGCAACUCGGUCACCGAAAGGACUUCACAAGACAAUUUCCUCCUCACUAUCACCAUUAAAAUCACACAAAUUCAGGCCAUUAAGUUUGCCAAUGAACAUUGAGCCGGCAAUCACUUCACAUUACCAUAGGCGACACCGACAGCGAGAGAAAGACCAUGACCUUGCAAUGCAACAAGUUGCGGAAUGGAUUGAAAAAGAGCAUACACUUGACAAAGAUGGUGAAAAAGUCAUUGUACAGAGACAUGAACAUCAUCAUAUACAUGAACACCAUCAUCACCAUCAUUACCACCAUUAUCAUGAGGCAUGAUGGGAAAUUAUUCUGGGUAAAAAAUGGUUGCUCAAGACUAAUGCUUGGAAAUGUAAACAGAUUUUUUUAAGAUUAAAAUGAUGGUUGUAGAUUUUCAGAACAUUUCAUUUUCACAUUUUUGUAAAAUUUCGACUUAUUUGGCAACUUUUAAAUCCUCAUUUGAAAUGAAAUACCUUGCAAUAUACACUAUCAACUAUUUUUUGGAUGCUUUUAAGAAAGCGGAAGAGAUUAAGAACAGCUUAUAUAUUAUAUAUACAAUCUGUAUUUCUGAAAUGAAAUAAAAACUUUGCAUUAGGAUUUCUAUAUGUAUUAUAGUCAUUUAUUUAUGCUAAAUAGGGCAUAUUGAAAUCCAUUGUUUAUUGUAUAGUCAUUUUGUUACUUGAAUCUCAUUGGAGGAUAUUUUGUCAUGUGAUAUUUUGCUGCCCUGAUUUGCUUAAGUAAUUUGCAUAAUUUGUCAGAUGUAAAUUUCUCUUUUAAAAUUUUAAGUGUAGUCAAAUGAUAAAUUAUGUUGUUUUCAUGUUUGAAUAAAUCGGAUAGAAGAUUAUGAAAUUGUCAUAAGUUGCAUAAAAAGUUUACCACAUUAUGAAAUAAACAUGAUCUGACAUGGAAACUUAUCAUCUUGUGGUGUUAACAGAAUAUUGCCUUUGAUUUAAAUUUUUGAGUGUCAGCUUGUAUAAGAAAACAAACAGUUCUAUGAGAUAAUCAUUAAUAAGUUUUUUUUAUCUAAUGUACAAAAGACUUCAUCAAAAAGAACUUUCAGCAACAAUCUACCGAUAUUGACAUGUUUGAAAAUAUUGAAAAAUGAAACAGGAUAUGAGAAUGUUUUAUAUAAUCCAUAAUGGAUAUUUUUUUAUAUGUAUUUUGUAACAAAAACAAUAUUUGACAAAAAGCUUUAAAUAGAAUUUUUGAGAGAUGUUAUUUUUACUUGAUUACAAACUGUUUAAGUUCUUGGGCUUAUUACAUAUUCAACUCAGGGUAUUGUGAUAAAUUUUGUUAUUUAUUUUUACUUGUGGACUUGAAGAUGUGUCUGUGAGAAUGAAUGAUUUUGUUUUUGUUGAUGGCUGUUGUUAAAUUGUUAUUGCUUCAUUGAUUUCACCUGGCUAUCAUGACUUAAAACUGCUACAUAAUUCAGAGAUGCUUUAGAGAAGACAAUGUAAACAGUGAUCACCAUGCAAAGUUAUUGCAAAACAUUUGUGAGUUUCUUUUCAUAAAUAAGCCAUCCCUCAGUUAUAUAGCAUUUCAAGCACUUUGGAUUAGGGGAAAUUUAUGAAGUAAUAUCUGGGUUGUGUUUUACAAACUUGGUAGUUUGUAUGCUUUCUUCGGAAUGAUCUGUUUUAAAGGAUAUAAAUUCAUCUAUUAUUUCUUAGAUGUAUUUUGUAAGACCAUUUUACUAAGCUGUUAUUUUUGAAUAUUUUUGCAUGUCAGAUUAUUUUUGAAUUAAUUUCUAAAUUUAAAUUAUUUUUAUGGUUUCUUUAUAGAAAUAGGCACAGGUUGCUUCUAUAUUAAUUAUACACAAUCUUUUUUAAAUACAAAAUCAGAUUCUUUUAAAUAAUGAAGAUGAGACUCUGUAUGCUUGUAUAUUGUUAUACUAUGUGUGAAUGUGAAUAUUCUGUAUUUUGUAAGAAAACAGAGUGAAUUUUAAUGUAAUGAUUGUAGAACAAGUUAUUCAUUUGCUUAUAAAGUAAACUUCUUGAUAAUCUAAGUACUGUGUUUUAACUUUCAGAUAAUCUUGAAAAAUACAAAAGAGAAGGUUAUAUGUACGACUUAAAGAACCUUCUUACAUGUUGUGUAGCAACUUUCUUGCAUCUUAUGAAACUAAUCCUUUAAUGUUAUAAACAUAUUUAGGAACUUCUAAUAGUCUUUUACACUCUUAUUGUCAUCAAGCAUAUUCAAAGUUGCUGUUAAAUGGAGUUUCCAGAGUGACAAACUUUCUGAAGAAUUGAGGAUCCGGUAUGUCUCCCACAACUGACCAUUUUGUAUAUUGCUAUAAACUGCCACUUAUAUCCAUUGAAGAAAUACAUGUCAUUGCAGCUUCCAUUAACAUUGGUUCCACUUUGUAUCAGUUAGUCAUCAUAUUUCAUGCUCAAAUCAACUACCUCAACAAAUAUGGAAGUAUGGAUUGAUCAUUAUUUUGGGUACUUUCCUUCCUUGUACACACUGUUUUUUUACAACAUUUAAAGCCAAUAAAUAAACAAUUGUGAAAUAUGUCAAUAUUCUUUAUAGUUUACGUCAGUUUCACAGAGAUUUUUGUAAAUACUUUGUUUAAAAUUAUUAAAAUUAUGAUAGUUUGCAGACACAAACCAAACAAACAUUAAUGCAGAAAUGAAUAUUAUUCCUGGAUUUGCAUUGGUUUUACCGGCGUUCAGUUACUGUCAGCUGAAAAAAAAAAUGCCCAAAUUUUGUCCGACUUAUACGAGGGUCAAGACUAAAUCCUUAGAAUUUGGAGCUGAAAAGGGCACCCGAGUAGGAUCGACUAUUAGGCGAGUUUCUAUGGUACAACCAGUAUAGAUAUAACACUGAAAAUUCAAACUUAAGUUAAAAAUUGCUGAGUAUGAAAAUUAUAACAAUGAACUUUUUCAAUGAGUUAGCACCAUCUAAAAUUGAUUUACAGAUGUUGUACUCAGAUAUAGGAAUAAACAUUUUGAAGCAAAAACAGUCUGAACAUCUUACAAUUAAUUAGGACAAAAAUGAGGUAGUUCCAUCUUAUUGUGGAAACAAGGUUGUUUUGUGUACAUGAGGAACUUUCAAUGGUGUUUUUAUACUGUGUAUAUCAUUUAUGAAAACCUAUGUCCAUUGCUACAUUAAAUGUAAAGUUGUAAUUAUUUGUUGGGUACCAAUUACAGAUGAUUUCAUUGUUUGAAAAAUAUCUGCAAUUUAGCCCUGUACUAAAUACUGAGUAUUUAUUGUCCAUUUCAAACUUUUAAGAGCUCUCAUUACAAAUACUAGAAACUGACAAUUCUAAAUACUGAGUAUUUAUUGUGUAUUUCAAACUUUCAAGAGAACACAUUACAAAUACUAGAAACUGACAGACUUUUUAUAAUUUUCAUAGUAAUCUUUUUUUCAUAUUUUGUAUUGGGAGAUAGAUUUAUUACUUUGAAAUAUGUUAUCAAAGCAUGACUAAAACAUAUUCUGUAUUAUUUGACUGUAAUAUGUCUUUAAAAAUACAAUCAUUUGACCAAGGUUAUUGUUUUUGUCCUUUCACACAUUUGACCAUCAGAUGUAAUAAAAUAGCCUUAAAUGGA
Messenger RNA from Mytilus californianus (California mussel), 5300 nucleotides. Its product is annotated as protein naked cuticle homolog 2-like. Bases 679 to 2058 code for a protein of 459 amino acids. Gene Ontology annotation, cellular component: cytoplasm. Gene Ontology annotation, molecular function: calcium ion binding. The transcript is spliced from 6 exons. Gene Ontology annotation, biological process: negative regulation of Wnt signaling pathway. The record is from RefSeq and is a predicted model, not a curated record. Lineage: Eukaryota; Metazoa; Mollusca; Bivalvia; Mytilida; Mytilidae.